Messenger RNA from Zootoca vivipara (common lizard), 6568 nucleotides. RefSeq names its product damage-control phosphatase 1. Gene Ontology annotation, biological process: DNA damage response. The record is from RefSeq and is a predicted model, not a curated record. NCBI's taxonomy places the organism in Eukaryota, Metazoa, Chordata, Lepidosauria, Squamata, Lacertidae. Gene Ontology annotation, molecular function: phosphatase activity. Gene Ontology annotation, cellular component: nucleus.
CCAUGGAGACCGGCGUCGCUUAGCAAGAUUUGUGCUGAGGACGCGCGCGGUCGAUUUCCCGGGUAAAGUUCUGAUCGAACGUUGGAAGCCGAGCAGCUCAGGGCUGGCGCGUGGCGGCCCCGGGGGAGCAUGAGAAGCAGCAGCAGCAGCACUUCCCGCGGGGCCUCUGCCUCUGCCAGGCUCAUCGAUGUGACCAGUAACGCGCCAUUGCUGCUGCCACCUGCCUCGGCGGCAGCCUCGCUAGAAGCAGAGGGAGCUCAUAAUUAUUUUCUGUCGGAUGUUCCUGUUACUCGAGAGCAGCUGUGCCACUAUCGGAUUGCAGCAGAAACAGCUCGUAGUGAGCUAGCAGCACUCCUGGUGAAGUAUGAAUGUUCCCAGGCAGAGCUUCAAGAUCUUAAAUCCAAAAUAGCCUCUAAAGAAGUAUCUGUUCAGGAACUGAAGGCUGCCGUUGAAAGCUAUAAGGAGAAUGAUGCCAGGCAAUCUUCUCUACUCCUCUCCAUGCAAAGCAGACUCCAGGAGAUUGAGAAGGAAUCUGGAACAAUUGCCUUUUCUAAAAAACAAACAGACCUGAAAGCACAGGCCAUUCUCCAGGAGAAUUUGGAACUGAAAGAGAAAACCAAUGAACUGGAAAGUCAAGUCAGAACCUAUUUGAAUGAGUCUGAAGAGAGCAAGACCCAAGCCUCUAAGGUCAGCAGGGUGCAUAAUGAAUUCAUUGCACACCUUUGGCAUUUCUUUGACAUGAGCAUAAUAGAGAAAGAAGAGCCACAGGAAAUGCUGCUCUCAAAGAUCAGUGACAUGCAUGAAGAAAAUAAAGUACUAAAAAGAAAGAUUGCCACACUCCAAGAGACCACGAAUGUUCAUGACAUGGAGUCAAAAGCAAAUAGAGAAACCAUCAUGAGGCUCGUCUCAGAACUGAGCAAAGAACAGAAGCAGGCAGCAUCCUGCUGUCAAGACAUGGAAAAGUUAAGUAAUGAUCUGAGCAGCACUACGGCAGCUAAGCAGAGCCUCGAGAGGGAGAUCAGAACUCUCCAAGAGAGGCUGGCUGCAAGUCAAAGGGCUUGGGAAGUGUCACAGGAGGAAAUGAGCCACCUAAAGAAAUGUUGCCAUGAGAAAGAAGAGAACCUGAAAACAAGCAUGGAAGAGGUCAGGGCUGAAAAGCGUCUGCACGAUGCAUUUAAAGAGCAAAUCAUCACCCUGCUUGGGAGCAGCUGCAUUAUAGCCAGUCGAUCUGAGGAGGACAUUGUAGAAAAAAUUCGAGAAAUUAUUCGCAUGGAGGAGAGCAAAAAAACAAUGGUACCCCAGCUUGAAAACCAAAUAGCUAAACUGACUGAGGCACUGGAGACUCAGGCUGUAUCACACCAGGAAGUUUUGCAGAGGACCAGAAAAGCAGAAAACAAAUCUGAGACACUUCACGAUCAAUUGCUGUGUCUGGAAGCGGAGCUGGUAUCUGGGGACGUGAUACGAGAUGCUUUGAAGCUCGAGAAACAAAAAUAUCUUAAAUUCCUGGAUCAACUUUCUGAAAAGAUGAAUCUUGACAGAAUGGCAGCGGAUAUUGGAUUUGAUAUGAGGUUGGAUGCAGUAUUGGCUCGUGCAGACCAAUUGAUCAAACUGGAAGGAGACACGUUAACUGAGAAUAAGAUCAUGGCUCGCAAUCUACAAAGAAAGUUGAGAACUCAAAAAGAGCAGCUUGACAGCAAAGAGCUACACAUGAAACUUUUGCGUCAGAAGAUAGCACAGCUAGAGGAGGAGAAGCAAGUGCGCACAGCCCUGGCUGUGGAGAGAGAUGAUGCCAACCUGAUGGUCAGGAAGCUACAAAAAAAGCUGGACAGAUUACAGAAUGAACUUGUCUUAGCAAGAGAAACAAAUACAGACCUGAAAGCUAAACUGGCUGACACCAACGAACUGAAGAUCAGGACACUGGAGCAGGACAGAACCAUAGAAGAUCUAAGCAAGUCCCAAGAGAAACUGGAAAAGAUGAAGACAAAGGCUGAGAAGCAGCUGACCUCUGUCAAAUCAGAGUUGCAUGAUGUAGAGCGUGAAGCAAAGGAAGAUAAAGAGAAGGCCAAAAGCAGACUGGAAUCUGUUACCAGUGAACUGGGAACACUUAAAUCUACUCUACAGGCAGUGAUGAAAAGAGAGAAACAGCUGGCGGACUUCAGAGAAGUCGUCUCCCGAAUGCUGGGUCUCAAUAUUGCUACCAUUGCUCUUCCCGACUAUGAAAUAAUUACUCGUCUAGAGGGGCUGAUCCAUUCCCAUCCACAUCACUUUGUUCCCUGUGUCUGCUUCAAAGAAAUGUCGGUGAGGAAAGAUGGGUCAUUGCAGCUUCUUCACUGAACACGUUCCCUUUGCAACAGUAAUGAAUUCCUUCAGUAGCACCUUAAAGACCAACUAAGUUUAUAUUUUGGUAUGAGCUUCUUCAGAUACAUCUUCAGAUACAUUUCAGUGUGCAUGCACACGAAAGCUCAUACCAAAAUAUAAACUUAGUUGGUCUUUAAGGUGCUACUGAAAGAAUUUUUUUAUUUUGCUUCGACUCAGACCAACACGGCUACCUACCUGUAACAGUAAUGAAGACUGAGUAGAAUUCCUGUCCUCGUGGUCCUCUUCUCUUUGCUAGUAUAAAUGUUCCAGGAUUUGACACCGAAUGUUGGUGAUAAAAUUAUAGAGGGCCUACAGUGUGAGUGCUUUUUUAAAAAAAUGUAAAUGUCUGUAAUAUGUUUCAGAAGAUCAAUACCCAUGAAGUUCAAUACCCAUGAAGUAUCUUAAUAAACAGCAUUCUGUUACAGCUGAACAUCGUAUGCACUGGAUAUUAAAAAUGGAAAGAACAUUAUUACUGUUGUCAUCCAUUAGUGGGAUCUGGCUCAUAGACGCUCCCUGAGCUCAAUUUUGAACAGUUCAUCUGCCCCAGCUCACCCCAGAGUAUUUCACAAGUCAUUAAUAUUCCUUUGGCUGGACACAAUAAUCAGUUCAGCACUUUCACACCAAGGCAUCCCAGUUUGCAUUCUUUCCAGUCUUUUUUAUAGCUGUUCUCCACUACAGUACUUUUGGUUUUUUUCUACUCAAGCUGGCACAUUACAACUGUCUUUAGUUAACAGAUGAAGAACAUCCUAAAAACUGUGCCAAAGAUUCUUUUUUUGAAAAAGAGAGCUCUUCAACAGGAUUUUUGAUUUCCCUCUUACCUAUCACUCAUUUAUAUUUCUUACGACAGGUUACCAGUUUUUAAAAUUGAGAGCAAAUGGGAAUAACAUGACAGAUUAGUUGCAGCUGCAGAAUUCUUUGGACAAAAAAAAUAGAAAAAAGAUGAAUCCAAGAGCUCCACCUCAUUCAACACGAAAUCCUGCAAAGAACACUCUGUUGCACUGCUCACAGAUGGACACAGAUGGACACAGAUGUGCAAGUUAGAAUCCUAGCCCCACUUUAUGCAACCCCUGCUGCUUUCUGAAGCUGCCCAAUUCUGUUAUCCCGUUAGAAUUUAUUUCUUCCCAUUUCUGCUUUUCCCUUUCUUACCCCUUCAGUUUGUGUGCAUACAGCACAGUAAAGUCAGAAAGGAGUUACUUUCACUUGCUUUCCAGAACAGCAGCUGUAUUGGUCUGCAGUACUGAAAACGAAUAAAUCUGUAUUUGACAAUAUUCCCAAAUUUUAUGCAGGUUUUCCAGCUGAUAUGACUUGUGCUGCUGUAGAAACCUUGUCUGACCUCUGGAACAUCUGAAUGGUUCAGUCCGUUGACAUGAUUGCCCCAUAGUGCCCUCUCCUGCUUAUGGAACCUGCUUGGCUCCCUGGUGUACUCCAGAGCUUAGAGUGAGAAAACAAUCGAACACUGUUGAAGCAUCAUCACCAUGCCUGCCUAGUGGGAGUGAAUUGAAUCCUCAUUGUGCCAACUGGCAGAGCUUUUCCAGUUCUUAAGAGUCUAGCCAGAAGGAAGUGGCAGAACCGCUAUGACUUGUAUGCAAAGCAUUUUGAGGAUAAAAUCGUUUGAAUCCAAUGAGAUCUUGACUCUGCUGUUACAGCAGAUAUCAAAGAGUGUCCAGAGCAGUUUCUAGUCUGGUUGUGUUGGAUGAGUUUCAGUUAGUAAGGCUCAAGGAUGUGGACAAAGUGCACAAGGGUCCACUUGUGCACAGGACCCUUGACCUUCUAAGACCUGAACCAAUGGAUUCAAGUCAGAAGAAAUAAGAUUCUGCUUAAACACCAGUAAGAGCUUUCUGACAAGGAAGAGUUGUUUGACAGUGGAACAGACUCCUACAAGAAGUGGUAGACUCUCCUUCCUUUGAGGUUUUAAAGCAGAGGUUCAUAGAAUAACAGAAUUGAAUCACAGAAACUUUAUUGGGCAAGGUUCUUGAGCAGGUGGUCGCGGACCAUAUUUAGGUGCUCUUGAAGGAAACUAAUUUUCUAGAUUGAUUUCAACCUGGGUUUAGGGCCAGUUUUGGCACAAAAACUGCUGUGGUCACUGUAUGAUAAUAAUUUUGUGACUCCUCUCAUCUUUGAUGCAGCUCCUCAUGUCCCCUCUGAAUCUACCCGAGAGGGUUGGGCAGAUUUGGGGGGAGUGGGUACUGUAGGGAGAGGGAUUGUCAGAAAUUGCCUUUUCUGUUCUGCUGUCUGUGAGUAGAUUGGAUACCAGCUGCUAAGUAUAUAUUUAAUAGCUUUUCAAAACUUUCAUAACUCAAGCUCCCAGUUCUUUCUUUUUCAUAAAAACACACAGAGACACCUGGCUGUAAUUUAAUCAAUGGAAACUGACAGUGCUCUCUAAGUUGUAUUGGAGAACAUUUGUAGAAAGGUGAUCUAUAAACCUUUUAAAUAAAUAUCCUUUCAGCUGGUUAGCACACACUCUUGACUAUACUCUGAAGUAAAUCUGUUGAUUUCAUUGAACGUGCUUCCUAGCUAAUGUGCCUUGGGCUUCAAUCCUAUGCAGUACACAAUUACCUGGGAGUGCGUACACUGAGAUACCUGCUUCUUCCAAUUAAAUGUUCAUAGGAUUGCACAUGCUUGAAAUGCUUGAAAAUACAGAGGACAGAAGGGAAGCAGGGGGUGGGAGAUCAACCCCAAUUAUUUGGUAAGGAUAAAAAGAACAAAUCUUUGUGUAUGGAUCCAUAAACAGGGGCAGUUGGGAAAGAUUUUGUAUUCAUGUACUGUAACUCAAAGACAUAAUAAUCUGUGGCUACAACUCUCAUAGGAAUAAAUAAGUUUUAAUAUUGACAGUACAGUAUUCGCUUUUCUCAUGGAAAAGUAUGCUCUUCUGUGCUCGUUUAGCCAGAGCAAAUAAAAAUAAGUCCAAUGUGCACAAAGUUCAGAGGGGUUAUUAAACUAUGCAAUUAGUGUCUGCUGAAAGCAAAACUUGAGAAUUUUUAAUUUAUAUUAUUUAAAUCUAAAUUUUUGUUUUUGAUAAUAUCACACAUAGCUGUCUUAAUCUAGAUAUACUAAGAGCUUCCACAAAAAUAGAAACUAUAAUUAGAAAGUUAAGCACCAUAAAAGUAAAUCUUAUACAAUAAUUUGUGGGUUUGGAAGAGAGAAUACAGAAUGAAUCAACUGGCCUUUGUCAGAAUUAAGACCUAAAAAAUUCAUGCUACAGCUAUGGCAUAUAUUGUUUAUCAUCAUAAAUGUAUAGCAAUUAGUUUCCAGCUACUGAGGAUGCUUCUAGGUGAUAGGUUAAUAUGCCAUAUGGAUUGUUGAAGUAUCACAAAUGGUGUGGUGAUGUAGAGAAAUUCAGGUUUCCUGGAGAGAUUUUCAGGAUUGUAGAUCACCCAACAAAGGAGAGUGACCCCCACCCCAUGACCUUACUGUCAACUUGUUGAGUGAGAGGCUAAGGAUUUGUGUCAUAAAAAUCUUACCAUGUACUUGUUGACAGCAGCCCAUAUGACAGCAUCUAGGAACUGGAAGAAUAGAUUGAAGAAUAGUUCAACAGAAUAUGGCAAAUUGUCCUAACAGAAAAGCUGAAAGCAGAAAUGACAGUUCAGAGAAUACAAAAAUCAAGAGAAACAUUUCACAAGGCUUCAUUUCGCAUGUGCAAAUAGGCAAGGACCUGGAAUAACUCUGCCAGACAGUGCAAAGAACAUUUAUAGGUUAAAGUACAUAAUGAUUCUUUGCAAACUAUUCCUAUAAAUAUUUGCUUAAUGCUCUUGGGGGAGGAGGGGGGAAAGGGGCUUGUAUUUGCUUAGGUUGUUUCAGAAAAUAUAUAUGAAACAUCAUAACAACAGGUUGUUGUUGUUUUUUAACUUAACUGGAUUUUCCCUUAAAUUGAGAUUAAAAGACAAAAGAAAAAGAUUACCAUUUGAUGACAUCAUGUGACUGCUGCAAGAAAUUUCCAUGAAUAAGGAACAUUGAUCACCACAAUAAGUACCCUCUUGCAAUUUUAAUUUGGUUAAGCUUUGGACUGUAGUCUCUAGUAAUCACUAUUUGAAUUGACAGAAAUGUCAUUGCUAUAGAUUUACAGUAGAAACUUUCUGUUUUACUGUUUGCUUUUAAACAACUGUUCUGAUCAGUGUGUGAAAAUAAAUCUUUGGAGGUUUACUGCUGCCUCUGCUUGUCUUUUAUUUAACCCCAUUUCAAUUGGCUGGCAUUACAAUAUGCUACAAAUAUU